AUGCAGGAGCUAGCCCUCCCGAACCUGACGCCGGACGACGCCGAAAGCCUGGCUGCUUUGCAGCUUCCCGUGCUUUCAAAACUGGAGCUGUCGCGCGUGCGCCACGCACGGUACUACAAGGACAGCGUGCUGCGGCUGCUGGUCAGCGCACCCUGGCUCAAGCGCCUGCACAGCCUCGCGAUCACCGGCUGCGUGCUGCUCCCCGACGGCCUCGCGCCGCUGGCCGCCGUCGGGCUGCCGCUGCUGGAAGAGCUUGUGGUGAAGGACUCAGCCAACGGCAACAAAGGUUCUCUUUUUGACACGGGCGGAAAUGACGGCGCAGCUGCAGCCCCAGCCGCAGCCCUGGCAGCAGCACCAGCACCAGCACUGGCACCAGCGCUGCCAUCAGCAGCAGGACCAGCACCGUUGCACCUCCCGCUCCUGCGGCGGCUGGUCCUCAUUGAGAACCGCUGCGUGUCGGGCGCCGACGUGCUACGCCUGCUGUCCGCGCAGCUCGCCCCCACUACUGAGGAGGGUGAGGGGUCGGGCAACGGCCCGGAUGCCGUUGCAGACUGCGACGCCUCCCCCUUGGAGGAGCUGGUCCUCAUGAACAACAAGCGGGGCGGCACAGACAUGCCGCAAGCGGAGGUCCUCGCGCUCAUGCGGGCGAUGGCGGCGGCGCCGCUGCGCAAGCUGCGCGGGCUGUCGAUCUCCGGCGGCGUGGGCGACAGGGUGAUCGGGGAGCUGGCGAGCGCGCCCUGGGCCGGCGGCCUCGAGCGGCUGGCGCUCGCGUGGAACGACGAGCUGGGCGCGAGCGGCGACCUGAUGCCCUGGGCGGCGCUGACGGGCGCGCCGCUGCGCGCGUUGAGGGCGCUGGACCUUUCUUACAGCUCGGGGAUGUCUGCGGGCGCCGGCGCGCUGCUGGGGACCGCGGAGUGGCUGGGGCGCCUGGAGAGCCUCAACCUCAAAGGCACGGCGCCCAAGGCGUUGGCUGCGCUGCAGGCAGAACAUGAGUUUGAUGCGUUGAAAAGCGGCGGGGCCUGCGAAAUAUUGACCGGCUGA
Messenger RNA from Monoraphidium neglectum, 1041 nucleotides. RefSeq lists its product as hypothetical. The coding region runs from base 1 to 1041 and encodes 346 amino acids. The record is from RefSeq and is a predicted model, not a curated record. The transcript has a single exon. NCBI's taxonomy places the organism in Eukaryota, Viridiplantae, Chlorophyta, Chlorophyceae, Sphaeropleales, Selenastraceae.